This is a messenger RNA of Otolemur garnettii (small-eared galago), 228 nucleotides long. RefSeq names its product A-kinase anchor protein inhibitor 1-like. The record is from RefSeq and is a predicted model, not a curated record. NCBI's taxonomy places the organism in Eukaryota, Metazoa, Chordata, Mammalia, Primates, Galagidae. Bases 1 to 228 code for a protein of 75 amino acids. The transcript is spliced from 2 exons.
AUGGGUAUGGUGAUUACUGUUGUUGAAGGUGAGAAACCUGGAAAUGUGCCGGAAGAGGUGAAACUGCAGAAGGCCAGCAAACAGAUUGUGCAGACUGCCAUCCUGCGCGCUGUGCGGCAGGUGUCCCGGGAGAGCCGGCGGGAGGAGGCAGCCCGCGGCGGCGGCGGCGGCCGGGGCCGGGUCCAGCUGGGCGUGGGCGAGUUAACUAAGAAGCACGAAAAGAAGUAA